Molecule: messenger RNA, 523 nt
Organism: Nannospalax galili (Upper Galilee mountains blind mole rat)
Lineage: Eukaryota; Metazoa; Chordata; Mammalia; Rodentia; Spalacidae
Product: E3 ubiquitin-protein ligase Itchy
Biological process (GO): hippo signaling; positive regulation of transcription by RNA polymerase II
Cellular component (GO): cytoplasm; nucleus
Molecular function (GO): transcription coactivator activity; protein binding
Source: RefSeq, a predicted model, not a curated record
GUGCUUCACAGAACGAUGAUGGCUGCAGACCCAAGGACGAAACAAGAGUGAACACAAAUGGAUCAGAUGAUCCUGAGGUUGCAGGGUCAGGAGAAAAUAAGAGAGUCAAUGGGAACAAUUCUCCAUCACUUUCUAAUGGUGGUUUUAAGCCUUCUAGACCUCCAAGACCUUCUCGACCACCUCCACCAACCCCACGAAGACCAGCAUCUGUCAAUGGUUCGCCGUCUGCCAAUUCUGAAAGCGAUGGAUCUAGCACAGGUUCUUUGCCAUCAACCAAUACAAAUGCAAACACAAAUACAAAUACAUCUGAAGGAGCAACAUCUGGAUUAAUAAUUCCUCUUACUAUAUCUGGAGGCGCAGGCCCUAGGCCACUAAAUCCUGUAACUCAAGCUCCCCUACCACCUGGUUGGGAGCAGAGAGUAGACCAGCAUGGCCGUGUCUAUUAUGUAGAUCAUGUUGAAAAAAGAACAACUUGGGAUAGACCAGAACCUCUACCUCCUGGGUAAGUGUCUAAAUUUAAAAA